GCACCAACGUUGGUUCCGCCCUGUGUUCGUCCGUACUGUUUUGACGUUACACCAACAUGUCCAUGCAGUGACAGUUCCGUGACCGCUGGAUUGGAAAUGUGUUGUUCAUGAAUAUAAAACUUCGAUGCCGCCGUAAAUGUAUGACUGCAUUAAAAUAAAGUGCUUGAGGACAUUUUAAUCCAAACCAUGGCUCGGGUUGUGAAAGUGUUUCGGACUCUGAGGAAUAACUGGAAGAAGUCCACCGUUGCUGCGAGCGUCCUAUCUUACGGGGGCUACUGGCUGUAUGGUAAACACUGUGACAGUGUUCUGCGGAGAGAGGCUUGCCUAUUAGCCAAGGAGUUUGGGCGUCAACAGAUAGCUCCAUUUGAGCGUCUGCGGAAAGCAACAGUGAUCUUGAACCCUGCAGCUUGCAGUGGGAAAGCCAACAGCCUGUUUGAAAAGAAUGCUGCUCCUAUCUUACACCUGGCUGGUGUGGAGGUUACUAUAGUAAAGACAGAUUAUGAAGGCCAAGCAAAGAAAUUGAUGGAGCUCGCAGAACAGACCGACAUGCUGAUCGUGGCCGGAGGGGAUGGCACCUUGCAGGAAGUCAUCACAGGUUUACUGCGAAGGCCAGAUCAAGACACAGUCUGUAACACACCGAUUGGAUUCAUUCCACUGGGCUCUCACAAUUCCCUGAGUCCAAGUCUUCACCUCCUCAGUGACAACAAGGUCAAAGACAUUACGUCAGCAACACUGUCCAUUCUGAAGGGAGAAACUGUACCUCUGGAUGUGCUGCAAAUCAAAAGGGAGACAGAGCAGCCAGUCUUCGCUCUGAUGGGACUACGUUGGGGUGCUUUUAGAGAUGUGGCUGCAAAAAUCAGCAAAUAUUGGUACCUUGGACCACUGAAGACAAAAGCAGCACAUUGGUUUAGUACUCUACAGGAGUGGCCCCUGGUCCGGGACGUCUCAGUGUCCUACCUGGCUCCCAGCCUCCGGCCCCCUGACCUGUCCCCUCAGAAGCCCCCCAGACCCAACCUGCUCUACCGCAUCAUCCACAGGCUGAAAAACCACUGGUACCCUCCUGUCGAGGAGCCUCCAAAAGAGGAAGAGGAAGAGCCAGAGCCGUGGCAGGAGGAGCACCUGUCGACGUUAGAGCUUUAUAUUCAGACACACAACAAGAACCCAGUGAAGAGGCGCUUAAAUGACUCCCUGAUGAUCUGUGCAGAACCGGACAACUUCACAGUGGGAGAGUACAUCACUGUCGGAAACAAAAAAGAAGAGGACCCCGCUGUGUUCACUAAAGACUCCACAAAACUGGAAGCCAGUGCGUGCAGGCUGCAGCUGCCAGAGGGCGCCGGUGGCUUUUACAACAUCGACAACGAGGAGUAUGAGGCCAUGCCUGUAGAGAUAAGGCUGUUGCCACGGAAACUACACUUCUUCAUCAGUGCGGAGCGCAGGGAGCAGCUCCUCUUACAGAUGCAGUGAUGACAAGAACAGCAAGAGACAAACACUGAUCUCAAGAGAAACACAAAAGCAAGGAAUGAGACGGCGAGGUCUUUUUGAAAACGGAUGUCGUCCGUUUUAAAUGCUCAUGAAGUACUGAUGGAUUGUUUUACUACGUGUAAACAUUGAUUCAGUUGAACCAUUAUAGGGAUUACAUUACAUGUUGUAUAUUAAAGGACCAAGGCUUUGUUUCUUUAAGCCAGUAACCUGUGUACAGGUUGUCUUACAAACUGACUUUAUGUUUACUUUUACUAACACAUUUGAACUUGGUUAUUAAAAAUCUGGUCUGUCCAACUCAA
Cottoperca gobio is the source of this 1781-nucleotide messenger RNA. It is a transcript of the gene agk, whose product is annotated as acylglycerol kinase. Gene Ontology annotation, biological process: phosphorylation; sphingosine biosynthetic process; ceramide biosynthetic process. The record is from RefSeq and is a predicted model, not a curated record. Gene Ontology annotation, molecular function: ATP-dependent diacylglycerol kinase activity; acylglycerol kinase activity; ceramide kinase activity. Gene Ontology annotation, cellular component: membrane; cytoplasm; mitochondrion. Lineage: Eukaryota; Metazoa; Chordata; Actinopteri; Perciformes; Bovichtidae. Bases 187 to 1464 code for a protein of 425 amino acids. The transcript is spliced from 14 exons.